Messenger RNA from Mirounga angustirostris (Northern elephant seal), 4940 nucleotides. Its product is annotated as ATP-binding cassette sub-family A member 10. Gene Ontology annotation, molecular function: ABC-type transporter activity; ATP binding; ATP hydrolysis activity. NCBI's taxonomy places the organism in Eukaryota, Metazoa, Chordata, Mammalia, Carnivora, Phocidae. Gene Ontology annotation, cellular component: membrane; intracellular membrane-bounded organelle. The record is from RefSeq and is a predicted model, not a curated record. Gene Ontology annotation, biological process: lipid transport; transmembrane transport.
AUUUGGCAGGCUUUUUACACACAGACCAUGUCCUGUUUUCAUAUGCCAAACUGAAUAAAAACAGUUUUAAGAGAGACAGGCAUUUGCAGAAGAGCCCUUGAAAGAAUCUUAGCUGUUCUAGAAAAAAAAGAGAACAGUGAAUCAGAGGUGCUUCUAAGUUCCUCACUCAUUUUCCUGAGAGUCAAAUUUGUGUUUACCUUCCACUUUGCGUAAGCUGUACAAUAUUUACCCUCUCUCUCCACGAACAGGAGAAAAUGAUUAAAAAAGAGAUAAGCGUGUAUCAACAAACUCAGGCCAUUUUAUACAAGAAUUUUCUUAAACAAUGGAGAAUGAAAAAAGAGCUUAUUGGAAGAACAAUCAUGAGGAUUGCUGAUAAAGAAAUGAUGGAUAUGGUACUUUCAGAAAACCAUCAUGAAAUGGUGGGAAUUGUGUUUAAUGAUACUUUUUCAUAUCAGCUGAAGUUUAUUUGGGGAUAUGAAAUCCCAAAUAUGGAAGAAAACUCUGAACACGCAGAACACUGUUGGGAUUCUGAUGAUAAAAUUUUUUGUUACAUGACAAGAUACUGGCAAAAUGGGUUUGUGGCAUUUCAAACUGCAAUUAAUGCUGCAAUUAUAGAAGUCACAAUAAAUCAUUCUGUGAUAGAACAGCUGACUUCAGUUAUUGGAAUCAAUAUGAGGAUGCUGCCUUUCAUUUCUAACGGAGAAAUCAUAAAUACAUGGUUUACUUUUAUUUGUAUGGUUUAUUUCUCCCAUGUUGUGUAUCUCCCUUCAUUAAAUGUUACACGGGAAAGAAAAAAGUUUAAGAAACUGAUGACAGUGUUGGGUCUCCGAGAGUCAGCAUUCUGGCUCUCCUGGGGAUUAAUGUAUGCUGGCUUCGUAUUUAUCCUGUCGAUUUUUAUGGCUCUGAUCAUAACAUCUAUCCAAAUUGUAGUAAUUGUUGGCUUCAUGGUGAUAUUCACACUCUUUGUCUUAUAUGGCCUGUCUUUGAUAGCAUUGGCUUUCCUCCUGAGUGUGCUGAUAAAGGAACCUAUGCUUACUGGUUUGGUUGGGUUUCUCUUCACUGUAUUUUGGGGAUGUCUGGGAUUCACUGUAUUGUACAGACAACUUCCUUCAUCUUUGGGAUGGACUUUAGGUCUUUUUAGCCCCUUUGCCUUCACUGCUGGCAUGGCCCAGAUUUUUCACAUGGAUUAUUACCUGAUCGGUGUUAUUUUUCCCAGUCCGUCUGGAGAGUCAUACAUAAUGAUGGUUACUUUCUUCAUUCUGGCACUUGAUUCUCUUCUCUAUUUGAUAUCAGUGUUAUAUUUUGAGCGAGUUUUGCCUGAUGAAGAUGGCCGCCAGCAUUCACCGUUGUUUUUCUUGAAGUCUUCAUUUUGGUCACAACAUCAAAACACUCACUAUGAAGUCUUUGAGGACAAAAUAAAUCCUGAGCAUUCCUCUGAUGACUCUUUUGAACCAGUGCCUCCAGAGUUCCAUGGAAAAGAAGCUAUCAGAAUCAGAAAUGUUACAAAAGAAUAUGAUGGAAAGCCUGAAAAAGUAGAAGCAUUGCAAGGCAUAUUUCUUGACAUAUAUGAAGGACAGGUCACUGCAAUACUUGGACACAGCAGAGCUGGUAAAUCGACACUGCUAAACAUUCUGAGUGGGUUGUCUGGUUCUACAAAAGGAUCAGUCACUAUUUAUAAUACUCAACUCUCUGAAAUAACUAACAUGGAAGAAAUGAGAAAGAACAUUGGAUUUUGUCCACAAUUCAAUAUUCAAUUUGACUUUCUUACUGUGAGAGAAAACCUCAGGCUAUUUGCUAAAAUAAAAGGGAUUCAGUCAGAAGAAGUAGAACAAGAUGUAAAAAGAGUUAUAAUGGAAUUGGACAUACAAAACAUUCAAGAUGUUAUUGCUAAAAAACUAAGUGGUGGACAGAAGAGAAAACUAACAUUUGGGAUUGCCAUUUUAGGAGAUCCUCAGGUUUUGCUCCUGGGUGAACCGACUGCUGGGUUGGAUCCUUUUUCAAGGCACCAAGUUUGCACCUUCCUGCAGGAGCAUAAAACAAACCACACAAUCCUUCUUAGUACCCAGAUCAUGGAUGAGGCUUACAUCGUGGCUGAUAGGGAAGUGUUUGCGUCUAAUGGGAAGUUGAAAUGUGCAGGGUCAUCUUUGUUUCUGAAGCAAAAAUGGGGUAUUGGAUAUCACUUAAGUUUACACAGGAAUGAAAUGUGUAAUCUAGAAAGAAUUACAUCCCUCAGUAGACAGCACAUCCCUGAUGCCAAGUUAGCAGCAGAAAGUGAAGAAAAACUUGUGUACAUUUUGCCCUUGGAAAGAACAAACAAAUUUCCAGAUCUUUACAGUGACCUUGAAAAGUGUCCCGACCAAGGCGUAAUGAAUUAUGGUGUUUCCUUGACAACUCUCAAUGAAGUCUUUGUGAACCUAGAAGGCAAAUUAACAAUUGAUGAGCCCGAUUUUGGCAUUCAGAAAGAGGAGAAAGUCAAUGAGACAAGAGAUACUGGAACUGAGUCUGAAAUGCAACAGGCUCCUUGUUCUCUUCCUGGAUUGAGAAAGGUCAUUAGUACUGGAACUCUCUGGAAACAGCAGGUCUGUGCCAUGGCAGAGCUUCGCUUCUUAAAGUUAAGGCGUGAAAGGAAAAUUCUUUUGUCCUUGUUACUGAUACUUGGUAUUCCUUUUACCCCCAUCAUUUUUGAGAAGAUAGUGGAUGUGGUAUCUAAUUACACUCAUUGUUGGGAGCUUUCAUCCAGUAUGUAUUUCCUUUCUCUGAAACAACCCUCACAGGCUCCUCUUACCAGUCUGUUGGUCAUCAAUAAUACAGGAUCAAAUAUUGAAGACUUUGUGCAGGCACUGAAGCAUCAGGAUAUAUUUUUAGAAGUUGGUGACUUUAGAAAUAGAAAUGGCUCAGAUGAUCCUUCCUGCAAUGGAGCCAUCAUAAUGUCUGGUGACUGGAAGGUGUGCUUUGAACUUCAGAAUGUCUUAAUGGUGGACUUUGGUUCUUUGAAUGGACCCGUAUUUCUCUUGGUCCUUGCAAACUGCAUUUCUCCUUACGUUGGCAUGAGCAGCAUCAGGGAUUGCAAACAAAAAACUUGGUCUCAGUUAUGGAUUUCAGGCCUGUGUCCUUCAGCAUACUGGACUGGACAGGCUUUGGUGGACAUUCCGUUAUACUGCUUGAUUCUUCUUUCAAUAUAUUUAAUUAACUACUUCAUGAUUUUGGACCUCAACUUUUCACUGGGACUCAUGUUUGCUCUUGUGGUUUACAUAGUUGGUUGUUCAGCUUCUCUUAUAUUCUUCACAUACAUGAUUUCAUUCAUCUUUUGCAACAGGAGAAAGAAUAGUGGCUUUUGGUCUCUUGGCUUUCUUAUUGUAAGUAUCUGUCCAUGUAGUAUGCACAUUUCCACUGAAUUUGAAAAACCCAGUUUAAUUUUAUGCAUGAUUUCAAUGCCUUUCUACACUUUAAUUGGAUUUUUCAUGUUUUUAGUAAAGCUAUCCCAUAUAUAUAUGAAACACUUGGAAGGUCUGGAUAAUGAAAUCAAGGAAGGCCAUGAAAGCAUUCUCUUAACAGUCUUAAUCCCAUACCUUCAGAGUAGCAUUUUCCUUUUCGUUAUAAGGUGUCUGGAAAUGAAGUAUGUAAAAGAAACAAUGAGGAAAGAUCCAGUUUUCAGGAUCUCCUCAAGAAGUAGGGAAAAUCAUCCAAAUCCAGAAGAGCCAGAAGAAGAAGAUGUUCAAGCUGAAAGAGUGAACACAACAGAUGCACUCACUACUCUGAACCUGAAUGAGGAAAAUCAUGUUUUGCCAGUCAUAAUGGCAAGCUGUUUACACAAGGAAUAUAAAGAAAAGAAAAGAAGUUGCUUUUCAACAAGAAAGAAGAAAAUAGCCAUAAGAAAUGUCUCCUGCGUUAAAAAAGAUACUUUAAUAUACUAUUUUCAGGUUGAUGGUGCUAAGGUUUUCUAUAUUGUUGGUUUAGGUAGGAACAUGUGCUUUGUGCAUAAUCACAGUGGGUUUUUUUUUUUGGUCAGAUUGGUGGAAGCUCUCAAGCCCCAGAAACAACUUAAAAUUCCCACGAAGUCCUUAUCUGAGGGAGUAAAGAGGAAGGUAGGAGGGGGGCUCCACGUUACUCUGCGCACCCCACACGUCGGUGCCAGACAUGCUGUUCUCCCGUUCCAGCUGUGCUUGGCGCUGAGCAUCCUGCGAGACCCGUCAGUGGUGAUUCUGGACGAGCUGUCCACGGGGGUGGACCCCGAGGGAUAGUAGCAGAUGUGGCAGGCAAUUCAGACCAUUGUUAAAAAACAGAGGAGGCGCCUCCUGACCACCCACGCCAUGGCAGAGGCCGUGUGUGAUGGAGUGGCCAUCAUGGUGUCCAGAAGGCUGAGGUGGGUGCCCGUCCACACCCACCUCACAGAGCCCGUCCACACACCCCAAGUUCUCACAGAGAGAAUUACAGUUCACUGUGACCAGCUGGUGCUCUUCAGCUCCUCAAUCUAUGAUCACUUUCCUCUGCCUUGGCAGUUGAGGAGGAAAUUAAAAGACCAAUUUUUUUUCUUUCAACUCUUUUUUUCUCUUCCCUGGAUUAGGUGUAUUGGAUCCACUCAACAUCUGAAAAGAAAGUUUGGUAAAGAUUAUUUUCUAGAAAUAAAAAUGAAGGACCCGACUCGAGUGGAGCCUCUCCACACAGAGAUUCUGAAGCUCUUUCCACAGGCUACUCGGCAGGAAAGAUAUUCCUCCAUGAUAGUGUCUAAAUUACCUGUGGAAGACGUUCACCCUCUAUCUUGGGCCUUUUUCAAAUUAGAGGCAGUGAAACAGACCUUUGAUAUGGAAGAAUACAGCCUCUCUCAGGCUACCUUGGAACAGGUAUUCUUAGAACUCUCUAAAGAACAGGAGCUGGGAAGUUUUGAUGAUCAAGUUGAUACAACAGUUAGAUGGAAACUCCUCCCACAGGAAGAGGCUUAA